Messenger RNA from Taeniopygia guttata (zebra finch), 13734 nucleotides. It is a transcript of the gene ARFGEF3, whose product is annotated as ARFGEF family member 3. Gene Ontology annotation, molecular function: guanyl-nucleotide exchange factor activity. NCBI's taxonomy places the organism in Eukaryota, Metazoa, Chordata, Aves, Passeriformes, Estrildidae. The record is from RefSeq and is a predicted model, not a curated record. Gene Ontology annotation, biological process: regulation of ARF protein signal transduction.
CCGCAGCGGCAACAACUGACGUGUCCCCGCCAUGGAGCUCGGCGUGAUUCAUCGGCGGCAGCGGGGCGGCAGCGGGGCGCCGCGCUCCGCUCCCGCGUAGGCACUGCCGCGGCGGGGACAGCCCCGGCUCCGCUCCGCCGCCCGCGCCGCCCUCCUCCCUCCUGCUCUGCCUCGCCGCCUCUCCUCUUCCCCCGCGGCUAGGCGAAUAUCCCGGGGGAGGCAAGAUGGAAGAAAUCCUGCGAAAGCUGCAGAAGGAGGCGUCGGGGAGCAAGCACAGGGCCAUCAAGGAGAGCUGCACCUGGGCCAUCGAAACCUUGGAUUCUCCUGAUGCUGCUAUCAAGAUACCACCAUAUCAGCUGAGGGAGAAGUGUCUCCUUCCUCUUCAACUGGCUCUGGAAUCAAAGAGCAUGAAGCUGGCCCAACAGGCUCUAGCAGGGAUGCAGAAGCUGCUGUCUGAUGAGAGGUUUGUAUCCGUGGAAACAGACUCAGAUGAGAAACAAUUGCUUAAUCAGAUGCUGAAUGCUGUCAAAGUGACUCCUUCGCUCAAUGAAGACCUGCAAGUUGAAGUGAUGAAGGUCUUGCUCUGUAUAACAUAUACCUCCACCUUUGAGCUGAAUGGCAGUUCAGUGUUGAAGAUUGCUGAGGUUUGCAUUGAGACAUAUGUAUCUAGCUGUCACCAGCGGAGCAUUAACACCGCUGUGCGGGCAACCCUCAGCCAAAUGUUGAGUGACUUGACUUUACAGUUACGACAAAAGCAAGAAAACGUGAUAGUUGAAAACCCUGACACCUUGCAGAAAUUCAAGAGUCAAGGUACUUCAGCUGAGUCUCUUUGUGAUGAUGUUGUAUCUGUCCUCACUGUGCUCUGUGAGAAGCUCCAGGCUGUCAUAAAUGACAAUCGUCAACUUCAGCUUCUUUACUUGGAGUGUAUUCUCUCCAUGCUGAACAGCUCCUCCCCCAGCAUGCACCAGCACAAAGGAUUCACUGAUCUAAUAUGGAAGCAACUGUGUCCAGCCCUAAUAGUAAUCCUGGGAAAUCCAAUCCAUGACAAAACUAUCACCUCUGCCCACAGCAGCAUCUGCCUUGAGGCUGAUUCACCUUCCUCAGGGAUCUCUGAUCAUGGCCGGGGUUCAGGUUGUUCUUCCACAGCACCUGCCCUUAGUGGGCCCGUUGCACGGACCAUAUAUUAUAUUGCAGCAGAACUGGUUCGACUGGUGGGGUCAGUGGAAUCCAUGAAGCCUGUGCUACAGUCUCUGUAUCACCGGAUGUUGCUUUACCCACCGCCUCAACAUCGAGUAGAAGCCAUCAAAAUUAUGAAAGAGAUACUUGGCAGUCCUCGGCAGCUUUGUGAUUUAGCAGGGCCCUGCUCUUCUGAGUCAGAAUGCAAGAAGAGGUCUAUUUCUAAAAGAAAGUCCCAUCUGGAUCUUCUCAAGCUCAUCAUGGAUGGGAUGACGGAAGCGUGCAUCAAAGGUGGUAUUGAAGCCUGUUAUGCUUCAGUGUCCUGUGUCUUUGCCCUGCUUGGAGCAUUAGAUGAGCUGAGCCAAGGGAGGGGUCUUAGUGAAGAGCAGAUCCAGCUGCUGCUCCAGCGCUUGGAAGAAUUGAAGGAUGGGACUGAGACAAGCAGGGACUCCAUGGAGAUCAAUGAUGCUGACUUCAGGUGGCAGAGACGCAUCCUGUCCUCAGAAAACCCUGCCUGGGAAUCGGGAAAUGAGAAGAGUCCCGAUAUCAGCAUUAGCGUUACCACAGACACUGGUCAGACUACUUUGGAAGGGGAUAUGGGACAAACAACUCCAGAGGAUAAUCCAGAAAAUCAAAAAAACUCCCUGCCAUCUCCAGCUGUACACGAAAGCAAAGAGAUUCAUUACAGAGAACCAGAGUCAGAAACCAUUGACCAGCCAGAUGUUGUUCAAAGAAGCCACACCAUAGUCUAUCCAGAUAUAACUAACUUUUUAUCAGUUGAUUGCAAGACCCGGUCCUAUGGAUCCAGAUACAGUGAAAGUAACUUCAGUGUAGAUGACCAGGACCUUUCUAGGACUGAGUUCGAUUCAUGUGACCAGUAUUCCAUGGCAGCAGAAAAGGAUUCGGGCAGGUCUGAUGUCUCAGACAUAGGUUCUGACAAUUGUUCCCUGGCUGAUGAGGAGCAGACGCCACGGGAUUGUCCAGGUCACAGGUCCUUACGCACUGCUGCUCUCUCUCUGAAGUUGCUGAAGAGCCAAGAAGCAGAUCAACACAGUGCACGGCUCUUCAUCCAGUCACUUGAAGCGCUUCUUCCUAGGCUUAUAGGUCUUCCCAGCAUAGAAGAAGUGGAUGGAGCACUGCAGAGCUUCUCUUCAACAUUCUGCUCAGUUACUCACCUUAUCCACGCCCCCAAAGUGACGACAGUGGAAAGUCCAAGAAGGCAGCAGCACAGAGCUUUCAAAUCCUCACGAGGUAUGAUGCACUCACCAGGAUUUGAGGGAAACCUAAAUUUCAGCUUCCAGACUCUGAUGAAUGCAGACAGUCUCUACGUGGUAUCACAUUACACGUUGCUGCUCAACCUAAAAUUGGCAAACUCAGAUUACUACAGGAAGAAGCCUGCCCAAGCCCCUGUGUUGCUGAAAGAGUUCAUGAAGCAGGUCCAGUCCAGUGGAGUGUUGAUGGUAUUUUCCCAGGCGUGGGUUGAAGAACUGUACCACCAGGUACUAGAAAGGAACAUGCUAGGGGAAGCUGGAUACUGGGGAAGCCCUGAGGAGCACAGCCUUCCACUUAUCAGCAUGCUGACAGACAUCAACGGCUUGGGCAGCAGUGCAAUUGGUGGCCAAUUGAUGGCAUCUGCUUCAGCUCAAUCUCCUCUUUCCCAGAACCAGAAGACAGAUGAUUCUGUUGUUGCAGGAAUUGCUUUUGCCCGUUACAUUUUAAUUGGCUGUUGGAAGAACUUGAUUGACACUUUGUCCACCCCGCUGACCGGCCGCAUGGCAGGCAGCUCCAAGGGGCUGGCCUUCAUCUUGGGAGCAGAAGGAGCCAAAGAGCAGAACCAGAAGGAGAAGGACUCCAUCUGUGUGAGCCUGGAUGGACUAAGGAGGGCAGCCCGGCUGAGCUGUGCUCUAGGAGUUGCUGCUAACUGUGCAUCUGCUCUUGCCCAAAUGUCUGCGGCCUCCUGUGUCCAAGAAGAGAAAGAGGAAAAAGAAAUCCAAGAACCCAGUGAUGCUAUAGCUCAAGUGAAACAGAAAGUGGAGCAGAAACUGGAGCAGAUGGGGAAAGUGCAGGGAGUCUGCCUGCACACUGCUCAUGUUUUGUGUAUGGAUGCAGUCCUUAAUGUGGGUCUGGAGAUGGGAAGCCAUAAUCAGGACUGUUGGCCUCAUGUAUUCAGGGUGUGUGAGUACAUCAGCACGCUGGAGCACACCCACUUCAGUGAUGGUGCUGCCCAGCCCUCCCUUACCAUCACCCAGUCACAGCAAACACCCGGAGGGCAGCACCCCGACUCUGAGCCCGGGGAGGCUCCUCAGGCACUGACCCCCGAGCAGGAGGCCACCCUCAGCAGCCACCCUGUCAUUCAGCCAGUUUCUAUCCAGGAACUCAUCAAGGACAGCAGUAAGGGCAGAGCUUUUGACUUCCGUGGGGGCAGUUUGCUGUGUGGUACCAGUGCUGCCAAGGCUGUUCUCACGCUCUCCACGCAGGCUGACAGGCUUUUUGAAGAUGCUGCUGACAAGUUAAACCUGACGGCAUUGGCAGGCUUCCUUUACCAGCUCAAGAAGGCUUCUCAGGCCCAGCUUUUCCAUUCGGUUACAGAUACAGUUGAUUACUCUCUAGCAAUGCCAGGUGAAGUAAAAACUACACAGGACAGGAGAAGUGCUCUUCACUUAUUCCGCCUUGGGGAUGCCAUGCUCAGAAUUGUAAGGAGUAAAUCCCGCCCAUUGCUCCACCUCAUGCGCUGCUGGAGCCUGGUGGCUCCUCACCUUGUAGAGGCUGCCUGUCACAAGGAGAGACAUGUGUCUCAGAAGGCUGUCUCCUUCAUCCAUGACAUUCUCACAGAAGUGCUGAUGGACUGGAACGAGCCUUCUCACUUUCACUUCAAUGAGGCACUUUUCCGCCCCUUUGAGCGCAUCAUGCAGCUGGAGCUGUGUGAUGAGGACGUCCAAGACCAGGUGAUCACCUCUAUAGGCGAGUUGGUGGAAAUGUGUUCUACCCAGAUCCAGUCGGGAUGGAGACCCCUGUUCAGUGCCCUGGAAACAGUGCAUAGCAGCAGCAAGUCAGAGGUCAAAGAGUACCUUGUAGGAGAAUACUCUAUGGGGAAACGCCAGGCUCCAGUGUUUGAUGUCUUUGAAGCAUUUCUAAACACAGACAACAUCCAGGUCUUUGCCAAUGCUGCAACCAGUUAUAUUAUGUGCCUUAUGAAGUUUGUCAAAGGACUGGGGGAAGUAGAUUGUAAGGAGAUGGGUGACUGUGUGCCAGGAUCAGGAUCUGCAUCUACAGACUUGUGCCUUCCUGCACUUGAUUACCUCAGGAGAUGUUCUCAGUUGUUAGCCAAAAUCUAUAAAAUGCCCUUGAAACCCAUCUUUCUCAGUGGCCGGCUGGUUAACUUGCCCCGAAGAGCACAGGAACAGUCAGCCAGCAGUGAGGAUGGGAUUGAGUGCAUUCUUUCUGACUUUGAUGAUGACACUGGCCUUAUCAAUGUCUGGAUUAUUCUGCUGGAAGAAUUAACAACUGCCAUAUCCAACUGUCCCCGUCAGCACCAGCCUCCUACUUUGGAUCUGCUCUUUGAGUUGCUAAGGGACGUUGCCAAGACACCUGGACCAGGAUUUGGCAUUUAUGCAGUUGUACAUCUUCUUCUUCCCACGAUGUCUCUUUGGCUCCAUCGCAGCCAUGGUGACCACUCUUACUGGGAUGUGGCGUCUUCUAAUUUCAAGCAUGCCAUUGGCCUUUCCAGUGAACUUGUGGUGGAGCACAUUCAGAAUUUCAUACACUCAGAUAUUGGUUAUGAAAAUAUGAUCAAUUCUAUGUUGAAAGAUCUUUUCAAGUUACUGGUAGCCUGUGUAGCAGAACCAACAGAAAUUAUUUCCAGAGUUGGCUGCUCCUGUAUCAGGUAUGUGUUGGUGACAGCAGGGCCUGUUUUUACUGAAGAGAUGUGGAGGCUUGCAUGUUGUGCCUUGCAGGAUGCAUUCUCUGCCACUCUGGAGCCAGUAAAGAACCUGUUGGGCUAUUUCCACAGUGGUACUGAAAGCUUUAGUGGAGAUGCCUGUGAAGUGAAGGUGGCAGCCCCCUCCCUCUCGCCAAGUGCUGAAGCUGAGUACUGGAGGAUCAGAGCCAUGGCACAGCAGGUCUUCAUGCUGGAGACUCAGUGCUCCCCAAAAACCCCUAGCAACAAGGAAGGGUUUGAACAUGCCCAGUCGUGUGUGCUCAUCAUUGACCUGCCACCAGAUAAGAAACCAAAUGGGCAUAACCAGAGAAGGAAGCUGGGUAUUCCUUUUAGGACAAUAGUGGUGAGCUUGCUGUCCCACCAAGUACUGCUGCAGAAUUUAUAUGACAUCUUGCUGGAAGAAUUUGUGAAAGGCCCUUCUAACUUGGAGGAGAAAAUGGCAAUACAAGUACCAGAAAACAAGUUGGCUGGUUUUCUCAGGUACAUCUCCAUGCAAAACCUGGCUGUCAUCUUUGACUUACUCCUGGACUCCUACAGAACAGCCAGAGAGUUUGACACCAGACCUGGGCUGAAGUGUUUGUUGAAAAAAGUGUCUGGCAUUGGUGGAGCUGCCAACUUGUAUCGCCAGUCAGCAAUGAGCUUCAACAUCUACUUCCAUGCUUUGGUUUGCGCAAUCCUGACAAACCAGGAGAACAUCACUGCAGAGCAAGUGAAAAAGAUCCUCUUUGAAGAUGAUGAAAGGAGCACGGACUCAUCACAGCAGUGUUCUUCAGAAGAUGAAGACAUUUUUGAAGAAACUGCCCAGGUCAGUCCCCCACGAGGGAAGGAGAAGAGGCAGUGGAGGGCUCGAAUCCCAUCUUUGAGCGUCCAGCCAGUCAGCAAUGCCGACUGGGGGUGGCUGAUCAAACGGCUUCACAAGCUCUGCAUGGAACUGUGCAACAACUACAUCCAAAUGCAUCUGGACCUGGAGAACAAUGUAGAGGAGCCUCCAGUUUUCAAAGGUGACUCUUUCUUCAUUUUACCAUCUUUUCACUCAGAAACCUCUACCCCAUCAACCGGAGGGCUGUCUGGAAAGGACACACCAUCAGAAGAUGACCGAAGUCAAAUCAGGGACCAACUGGGAGACAGCUUGACACCUCGAGGAGGGAGUGGAGAAAUAUUGCUGUUACCCCCACCCCUGAGUCCUAAACCAGAAAAGAAAGAGCAAACCAAGAAAAAAGAAUGGUGGGAAAGUGCUGGCAACAAAAUCUACACCAUAGCCACUGACAAAACCAUCUCCAAGUUUAUGACAGAAUACAAGAAGAGAAAGCAGCAACAGGUCAUGACAUCAUUCACCAAAGAGGUCAAAGUGGAAAAGAAAGGGGAGCUCCUGGGUUCAAGAGGGCCAGACUCACCUGUGCUCCAGCGGCCACAGCAUCUUCUAGAUCAAGGUCAAAUGAGGCAUUCAUUCAGUGCUGGUCCAGAGAUCCUGAGACAAGAGAAGAGACCCCGUUCAGGGUCCACAGUCAGCUCCCUGAAUAUAUCUAUUAGGGAUGCAGAAGCCCAGAUACAGGCAUGGACCAACAUGGUGCUGACAGUUCUCAACCAGAUUCAGGCUCUGCCAGACCAAACCUUCACAGCCCUGCAGCCAGCAGUGUUUCCCUGUAUCAGCCAGCUGACUUGCCAUGUGACAGAUAUCCGUGUCCGCCAGGCAGUACGGGAAUGGCUGGGAAGAGUGGGCCGAGUUUACGAUAUCAUAAUUUAAACCAAGCUGUGCUCUGUUGCAAAAGGCAGAAGACAUUCAAGAUAUACAGCAAAGAAGUACUUGGGGUUCAUUAAUUGCCUGUUUGUUGGUGAGAAAUUAUUUAUAUUGUCUGUCCACCUGAGAUUGUGUUUCCAUCACUCACACCAGCAAAGGAGGCAAAGCAUGAGUCUGUUUAGAGGAUCUGGCAUGGCCCCAGAACCCAGAACCUAUCCCUAAAUCAGGCUCCUACCAGAAGAGGUGCAUUUCAUAGCCUUCGUUUUAAUUCAAAUUUGCAGCAGUGGAAGCCACCAGAAACUGCAGCAGAACUUCCACGCUUGAAAUUAGCUGUGAGUGCAACUGUCAUGUGGGUGUCAAACCAGGUUAGUAAACCUAUUUAACUUAGAAAAUAAAUAAAUAAAUCAAAGUCAGUGAAAAGGUGAGGCUGUAGGACAAGUAAGAAGGUGACAUUUUUUAGGGUAACAUCUUCCCUUCAAAAAUUGCCAUGAGGGAGGGUAGCCAACUAAAGAUUGUUGUAGUAACUAAAUGUGUCACUCACUAGAGAAGGUGGAAAUUUAUUUUGCUCCAAAAAGAGCCUUUGUAGUCCUAUUUGGAGUAGCUAAAAAAUCCCAGGUCUAAAAUGGGUGAACCAAGCACAGGCUAUUGAUCCUUUCAUUGCUCUUACGGAGUAUUGGUCAAAGAGAAAUGGCACUGUCAAGCUGCCCUCUCGGCAACACCACCCUGGCUGCCUCUUCACCUAUGCCUACAGCUGAGCAUUUUUCUAUAUGUCUAAUUCCCUCUAAGGGCAAAAGAGAAGUUUGUUUUGCUCUUUCCAGUGAAGCUGUGGGGAAGACACACCACAGCAAAUACCAGCAUGUGCCAGUAUCCAGCAUUCAAUUAAGCAAAGUGUUCCAGUUUAAGCACCACUGCAGCUGUUAUUCUACUGGAAAUUUAUGUUUGAUUAUGUAGAGCUGCUGUAGCCAGAAACAACCUUAUCACCUUUGUUAAAGGCAGCCUAUCACUCCACUUGGAGCUGAAGCAAGAUGGAAAAUGGUGUGAAAGGGAGGUAUAUUUCUUGUUUCUCUCUCAUUUCUUGUCUGCUGCUGUAAAUAGAAAAGGACAGAUCCUCAUGGAGGUACAUCCCCCUCCAUGCAGCACUCCUACUGGGACUAUUGCAAUUUGCUGUUAUUAGUAAAAGGGAGGAGAAGGGGAAGGAUUGACUGUUGUGUUGUCAAAUGCAUAUGUGAUGCUUUUCACACUAUACAAAGCAAGGGGUUACCUUGCUGCACAAGUUAUGUCACAGCUCUUGGGACAUUUCAUCCCAUACUCCCAUGCUAUAUCACUUGUUGAUAACUUGUUGAAAAUUAGUUGAUUUUAAUUUUGGGUGACUCCUUAAUGCUCUUCUCCCAAGGCUUUUAAAAUGUGCAUGCCAACUAAAUAUACAGCUUCAGUCCAUGCUCCAAAGCAUCCUAACAAGAUCAUCUCUUUAUGUAAGGCCUGGAUUUUGCAAAACUCACUGCUUUUAGCAUCUUAAACCUGGAAAAACAGAGGGAGCCAAGAAGCUCCACUGAACAGCCAUCUCCCAAGCUGCUUUGUUUACAAAGGCUCUGACACUAUCCUCCUGCCUUUUCCCUCCAUUGCCUACUUCCCAUUUGUCACAUGCUAGUCUUGUGCAGGGAGUAUUUGUCCCAUAACUUUCUGUAGUGCCAGUCAUGCUGUUUCUCUUGAUUUAAAAAGUUUCUUUUGCUAAAUUGUUUAAAGGACAUAAAAAUUCUGCAAAACAAGCUAUUUUCUAUCACCUAAUCUGUCUUUAUGAAUUAUUAAUUUAACAGUGUUUUCAAUUGUCAGUUUUCCCCCAACAGUCUUAAUACUUCCUCAGGAACAGGUUAUAUUAUGCUUUGGAAUUUGGGAGAGUAGUAGCAUAGUUUGAUUUCUGUUGCCAUGUCAUUCUUAUACAUCUUUAGGCAGAGUGAAAGUGUGGUCACACUUUUUAUUAAAGUUUUUAUUUGGCAUUUAUACUGUUUAGUUUAUAUUCGGCAUUAAUUAGGCAACAACAGAAAUCAGAAUUAUAAACAAUGUUCAAAGCAGCCACCUCUGAUGGUUUUCAUUAUAAAUGCAUUGAGUGGAUGCAGGUCCUUGCUGUACUGAUCUAAAACUAAUGCAAAUCCCUAUAUUAUGUAGGGGAAAUAAAUUUAUAGCAGUAUGAGUGAAAUCAUUCAGGACUACAGAAGAGAUCCUAGAAUCUAGGAAACACUAUGGUUGCAUUGUGGUUGCAAUACAAAAUUCUUCUGUAAAUCAGAAAGAAAAGCUUUAAGAGUGCCAAUACCAUUACCACCACCUCCCUCAAACUCAUGAACACAGUAUAACCUAGUGUUACUUCAUUAGCCACCAUCUUGACCUAAAAUGUAAUUUCAUUUUAACUAUUUACACUACAAAUACCACAUUGGGAAAUGAGAAUAAGUAAAUAUGCUAUGUUGCUGUUGGCCUGUUUUGAACUUUGUCCUUCAAAUUAUGCACUAAGUGCCCAUUGUCAUCCUCAGUGCCUCUACUCAUUAAGAUCCCUCCCUUAAAGGUCAUAAGUAACUUUGAAUAAUUCCAGAAAUGUAAUUUAGAAGGAGGGGAGAAGGAAUAUUUGAAGCAGCAAUUAUUUACCGAGUAAUUUACAGAACAAAGUUCAGCAUGUGCUGCUCUUCCUUUUCCUUGUGUGUAUAAAAUGCUAACCAGGUGAGGAGGGUGGCCCAUGGCCACUUCAGUGACCACAACCACAAGCCAAAGCUUUCUGAUGCACCUUCAAAAUAUAGAUAAAUUAAAAUCAGUUGGUUCAUCAGAUUCUCAGAAAUUUUUCUGCUAGUUUAGCUAUAGACAUCAGUAAGCUCAAAAGACAUAGAAUAAUAAAAGUGCAAUAUCACUAUUUCAUAGGUCCUGUGUGGCCUGUUUCAUGGCUCAUGACACGAUACCUUCAGACCUCAUAAAGCAAGCUUUUAGCCCAAAGGAGAAGUCUGCCAGAACAGUCUGAGGAAAAGGGGCUGGCAUCAGCCUGUCCUGAGCUUCAGAAGGGGAAUUCCCUACACGGCACACCCCACUCAUGUCCUUGCUACACUGGCUUUUCUGCUUUCUGCUUGUGAAUGAGGAAGCACCUCAGUCAGUAGCAGUAGUUGUCCUUGGAUGCACGUGUGUAUUCACACGUGUAUAUUCACACGUGUACCUCAUUCAAAUCCUUACUUUUAGCUCUAUAACCUUAUGCAUGGCAGAGUACUGACAGCUUUACUGUUGAACCAAACCUUUGAACCUUGAGCAAACCAGCCUCUCUGCACUGCAACCUGAGCUUGCUCUUUCUCUUUGUCUUGGUUAAUGACCACCUCUCUUUUAUUGCCCUUACUUUUUUUGUCACAUAAAUAUCUAUAGGAAUUGGGUUUGGUUUUUUUUAAAUGAGCUGGCCGGUUGUUUUAAAACUGAUUGCCCAGUAAAUUUUGCUCAACUGAAAUGCUUUAAAAAAGAAGAUGUGAUAGCUUGACAUCUUUCUCAGGUACCAGAGCUGCACCUCUGCUGCCUUUGCCUAAUUCACAUUGCCCUCCUCAGGGCCACCACAGCCAGCAAAGGCAAGGACAUGUCAUUUUAAAAUCUUGUAGGCAGUUGCUAACAGAGAAAGUUGCUGCUGCCCAGCAUCAACUACCUUUAAGCACAUGAAAUAGGUCAUCACUGUGCAAAUAUUUAAAGCUGAGAAAAGCAGAGUGCUCAUCAGGAAAGCAAUCCUUUUCCUAUAGAACAGGGGCAGGGUUUGACCCCAGCUUACAUGGUCUCAGGUCAUUGCAUAUGUUUGCACAUCAUUCUGCACUGUGAACAUAUGCAGUCAUAUGAGAUGAUUGACAUGUAUAUGUACAGAUACCUGUGGCUCCAGUCACUGCCGUAUUCUGGGAAUUCAGCAUAUUUUCAGAGAGCUAUCCACAUUAGUAACAUGCUUAUCUGCUGUGUUAUGUAUUUGUGUCACACCAGCAAUGGCUCACACAUUAUUAUGGUACCUUUUCUGAGCAACCAUUGAAUUACCACCACUAUCUCUUAGUUAACAUGCCUUCAUGUCUUUAUGAUGUUAAAAUACAGAUUUAAUUCUUUCCUAGGGAUAAACACUCAUUUGAGAAUAACUGACUUAAUUUACCAUGUAGAAAGAAUUAUUAGAAAAAUAUUUACACAGACCUGGGCAAUACUUUCCUUGUACAACUCCCAGCACGGGCAACACAGCUUUUGCCUCAUGACAGAUGAAAAAUUUAUGUCAUCUGCACUGUGGCUUACUCAUGUCAAGGCCAUGCACAGUUUACACCUGCAACUUGUAAGGUGUUUUCCCUUUCAGUUUGAGCUUCAAGUUCUGUUUAAAACUUAAAUCUUUAUGUAAAAUUCACUGAGAAAUCCUCACUCACCAAAGAUAAAACCCCCACCUCUAAGUACCAUGUGCAAUCUUCACCUGUACUUUAUAUAGCAGCAUCUCACUAUUGUUAUCAACACUGCAGAGCCCAGCACAGCACUGGCAUAAAACCAAGUGGCGAACAAGUUAGAAAGUAGAGUCCAGCUCCAUAGUCUGCCUCCACUUUGUACCUUUCUUCACAGCUUGGGCCCACACUCAAAGUGCUGAAGCUGUCACAAUCAAUGGAAGUUAAGUAGCUAGGGAUCUUUAAUACUCAGCACUCAGUCCUUGAAUUCUUCAAUCUCUAUGUAGGGGUUCACAAGUUCUCAGGAAAGGGGAAGUCCUCUAAAGUUUUUUGUGUCACACUCUCUGCUGCUGUCCUCCAUACACCUCCUGCUUAAAAAAUCCACGGGAACCAGCACACAGUCCUACACAACCCUAUACUGCAAAACUAGAACCCUCACUUCUUCGCAGAUCCAGCAAGCCAAAGUGAUUUAUUUUUCACCUAGCUCAUGUGUAUAGAAGCCUGUUGAGAAAUUGUGCGUGUGGUUUGGCUAUUGUCACCUUCAGUAAUCUGUUUUAGAAAUGCCAUUUCUUAGUGCUAAAUUGUUUUAAUUCACAAAAGAAGUGAAGUGCUUCCUUUCCACCGCCCUUUUAUACUAAGAUGUGUCUAAGGUGUCUAAGCAGGCUAUUUACUCAUAACUCCAGUCACAGUAAUUUGUGGGAAGACUUGUGUACAGGUCUCAUCAUGGUAUAUGACAUGAAAUAGGUUUUUUUCAGUUGCUGAUCAUUCCACAAUUGUUCAAGAAGAUGAUACCAUCAAUUUACCAGAAGAAAUUUCUCUUUUUUUAGUGUAAAGGACCAAUUACCAUUGCACAGAAGCACAAAUGUUGGAUUUUAUGCAAUGUAGAUAAAAGUAUGUGGCAGCUAGCAAUCCCUCUUCACUGAGCCUCCCUAAUUUGAGUGGAGCUUCUAUAGGGAUAUCACCAAAGAGUCUCAGCAGCCCUCACCAGCAACAUGCCUGGGACUCCAGAAGUUGUACAACUACAAGGAAGAAGUAAUUUCCACUAAUUCCCCUCAGAAUAGAUACUUUAUGUGUGACACUAAUAUGAUACUAAACAAACAGUUCUGGCCAAACAUUUAAAAAUGAAAACACACAUGGCCUAUGUGUGCAUCAGUCUUUUCACUUAGUUCUCAGAGGUCUCCAAGCUGAAAACUAAAAGCAGAGGGAAGAAGAAAUGCCCUAAUUCUGCAGAUAUUAGUGGAGCUACACUGUACGAUCCUGGAUUAAUGCAAUAAUGAGCUUGCCUGUGGAACCAGAUCCCUCAAAUUCCAAUUUUUGGCAAAAUCACAAGUUGAGGUUCGCAUAGCCUACACUGCCACAUUGAAUCAGGGGCCUGAGUUUAUGGAAAGCAUUUUUGGUUAAGAAACAUGGCAACAGGAUCUAUGAAAUUAUUUUACUCCAACAUCCCACUUUUCAAAAUGUAGUUUAUGUACUUCAGUAAAUUUUGUCUGACUCCCAUGGAGCAUCAGGCCCCUGUUUCCUGUCCAUGCAUUUGGCCCUUCUGGGCUGUGGUGAAGUGCCACAGUUCCACAAGCAGCAAGCUGCAGUGAGAGAGCUGAGCUGGCAGACAGGCACAGGUACACAAGUUCGAGCAAGGGACAAAUAUCUCCUCCACAAUCAGGCUGUGACACCUGAGCUCCCCACUCUGCAGAGGAAGACAGGACUUGAUACCAAAGGGAGAACAGCGAGGAAGGGCAGAGCAUGGUGGUGACAGAGCCCCGUAGUGCACGCUGUUUGCUAGAGCAGAUGGGAGCACGGCAUUGAAGAUGUGCAAUGACAACAGCAAGAAUCUUCUUUCAGUUCCCCCCAACUUCCUCUUCUCUGCCACUUCCCCCCCUCCCCCUUCUGUCAUUUUUGUGAGACUGCAAACAUACUUCUAUAGGCCCUUCAACUAGAACUGAAAGCAAGCCAAAGGGAGUGGACACUCCAUUUCACCAAAGAUCUAAGUCUUUUCUGUUUGAAAAUUUAAAAAAAAAAAAUCAAAUUUUAUUUCCAUGAUGAUGGCUGCCAGAGGAAGCAUUUUGCCACAAAACAUGAUUCCCAGGACUUAAUCUCUCUAGCUGUAUAUUCAGGAGGAGCCAAUAGUACUUCUAAAGAGAGACUAUAAAUUACCUUGUCAAACAAGUGCUUACAUUGGGUUUACCUUCUGCUGAGUUCAUACCUAUCUGCAAUUCCAUGGUCUCAUCCAUGUUUCCUCCCUCUACCUUUCUGCUCUUCUUCAGAAGAGCACUUCCCCAUGUCCACCAUGUCCUGUUGUGCCGCUAGCUUUGUAUGGUCCUUGGGUGUCCAGUGGUUGGGCAGUCACUGUCGGCUGGCUUGCAAAUUGUAUUUUGUGUAUAUUUUAUUCUGACUGAAUUCUGAAAUGGAAAUAUUUUAAAACAAAAAGUAUAAACUAUUUAUGUUGCUUGUGUUGUAGAAUAAAGAUGCAAACGCAGAAUAAA